AAGAUUAUAAUACGCUCUGCUCUUUGUGUUUAUUUGAGUAUUACUUAGUGUUUUUAUUAAAAAAAAUAAAUUUCGUAAACCAAAUUUUUUUUAUAAGUGCAAAUGUGUAUUUGUUAAUGAAGAAAUUUUGCAAUAAAUUUUAUGUGUUGUUUUUCGAUGAAAUGAUUUUUAUCCGACAUUUUUAAUUAACAAAUUAAAAAAGUUUUUCCUUAAGUAAGAAGAAAAAGUUUUACCUCAAGUGAAAUUUAUAGGCAAUUGCAAAAUAUAUAUUUAAUUGUUUGUGUUCGUGUGUAAAAUAUUUUUUUUUACAAACCGACAAUUUAAGAGCCAACCAAAGAGCCUAUCUAACUAUUAUUUACAAUAAGUACGCUAACAAAACGUAACGUACAGAAAAUAUCUAUAACAAUACAAUAACAAAAAUAAAAAACAGUAACAGCCAUCAAAAUGCAAUCACUCAAGUGCAGUUUAAGUUUAGUUGUAGCAUUGGGCUUAUGUCACAUGUGCAUGGCCAUGCCAGGACGCUACAUACGCGCCGCCGAUGAUGAUUCUCUAGUAACACUACAAUUCGAUGACAAUGAAAGUGAUUUGAAUCCCCUUAAUGCUGAGGCCGUACCUAGUGAUGAGUUAGAACGUAACAAAAGAAAACUUCCCGAUGCCACCUUUGAGGCUAAAAACGCUGUCUUGGGUUUCGUCUUUGGCAAAAUCGACAAUUUCUUAGAUACUAAAACUAGAGUGAUCGAGCAAUUGGAUCGUGCUAAUGUAGAGAAAAACAAGCAAUGGGACAUUCCAAAACCAGUACCAAUCAAUGAUUUCCAAUCUUUAAUCACUGCCAUUGUUUCACCCAAAAUCCGUUCUAUUGGUAAUAUUGCCAACGACUUGACCACUGGUGUUUUGACUACCAUCACCGCCUUCAGUGGCAGUUCUUCGGGUGGCAAUAGUAAUAAUCCCAAUGCUGGUUUGGGCAAUGUAGUAUCGAAAUUCUUGGGCUUCUCUGGACCCAUUUUACAAGGUUCUUCGGCUGGUGCUGGUGGCAGUACAACACCUGCUCCUGAUUCUGAUGAGGCUGGCUAUUAAGCAUUAUUAACAAAAUUUUAUUAAGAAAUUAAUUAAACACAGGUGUAAACAGGUGUUAGCUACCUAUUGAAAUACUACAAAAUUCAUUGUAAAUUUUUUGUUGAUUUUCAUAGUUUUAGUUUAGAAAUUUUUUCAUAUACACAAAAAAAUCAUUAAUAUUUUAUACCUACUAAUGUUUAUAAAAGAUAUUGUUUAAAUAUUGACAUUAUUCAUAAAUUUUAUAUUUGAAAUAUAUAUGUCCUUCUUGCUACUUUUAAACAAUUCGAUUUAGCUUGAAUAGCUUUGCUACUUAAAGUUAUGCUUUAAAUAUUAUUUUUAUUGCUGCCUUAAAGUAUGCUAAGUGUUUUAGUUUAUGAGUUAAAUAGAAUUGUUUAUUUUUUAGUUAAAUUGUUGAUUUUCUUUGAAAUUGUUUUCAUACAUUUUCGUACUUUAUUGUACAUGUUUCUAUAUCUAUUAUAAAUAAUUUUAUACUCCUUCGCAUACAAUUGUAAAUAUUUGCAUUAUUUUAAAAAAUCUCAACACGAAAAUCUUUGUCCUAUUUCUUUUUUUU
Lucilia cuprina (Australian sheep blowfly) is the source of this 1624-nucleotide messenger RNA. RefSeq lists its product as uncharacterized. The coding region runs from base 445 to 1074 and encodes 209 amino acids. The record is from RefSeq and is a predicted model, not a curated record. The transcript has 4 exons. NCBI's taxonomy places the organism in Eukaryota, Metazoa, Arthropoda, Insecta, Diptera, Calliphoridae.